AUGUCGAAAUAUGUUAGUUGGUCCUGCGUGGUAUCCAAUCCUUAUUACUCGCAAUGUGUACCAGGCUCUUCUGGAUCUUCUGGCUCUUCUGGGACAUCUACAUCUACAUCUACUGCUUCGACGCCUUCCUUGACCGGAAUUGCCGCUACAGCGCCAACGACGCCGCCUUCAAAACUUACCGGAAUGCUACCGGCUCUGGGAUGGAACCAUUGGAAUGCAUACGGUUGUAGCAUCAACGAGACCAAGGUUCUUGCUGCUGCCAAUGAUUUCAUCUCUCUCGGCCUCAAAGAUGCUGGCUACGAGUAUAUCAACAUUGAUGAUUGCUGGCCACUCAUGCAGCGGGAUCCAACAACUAUGCAGAUUGUACCGGACCCUUCAAAGUUCCCCAACGGAAUCAGCGGCGUUGCUACCCAAAUUCAUGCUCUCGGACUGAAGAUGGGCAUAUACAGCGAUGCCGGAACUGCUACUUGUGCAGGAUUUCCAGGAUCUCUUGGUAUGGAAAGUCUCGACGCCGCCACAUUCAGUUCUUGGGGUAUCGAUUACCUGAAAUAUGACAAUUGCAAUGUGCCCGCUAAUUGGACAGAUAGCUCAACCCCUCAAGACGGUGACUGGUACAACUCUAAUUCUGCUAUCCGCUAUCGCCAAAUGGGGGGGGCCCUCGCUGAACAACCCAACCCUUUCCAAUUUGAUCUAUGCAUCUGGGGGGCUGCGAACGUAUGGGAUUGGGGAGCUCGAGUCGGCCAUUCUUGGAGAAUGUCCGGGGACUCUGCCCCGACCUGGCAAUACAUCACCGAAAUCAUAGGAAUUAACGUACAGCAUCUGUCCUCCAUCAACUUUUUCUCGCACAACGACAUGGACAUGAUGGAGAUAGGAAAUGGAGCGCUCACAAUUGAGGAGCAAAGAACUCAUUUCGCAGCUUGGGUAUUUUUGAAAAGCCCGAUUCUUCUCGGCACGGAUUUGAGCCUCCUCAAUAGCACGCAGAUUUCCAUCAUCACCAAUUCGGAACUUCUGGCUUUCUCUCAAGAUUCAACAGUGGGCACACCGGCUGCUCCAUUUAACGCAACCGCGUCCUUACCUACUACCUCUAUCCCUGAAUACUAUUCCGGCGAAUCAUCAAAAGGAGUGCACGUUUUCAUCAUCAACACUUCAUCCUCCUCCGCAACGAAGUCUUUCGCAUUUGCGAAUGUUCCUGGGCUUACUGGAAGUGGGCCAUUCAUCUUGCAUGAUAUGUGGACAGGAACGGAUUUGACAGGAACAUACUCUCUGAGUUCAACGUUUACUGUGACUGUGGCAAGUCAUGAUACAGUUGCAUAUCGCAUCACUAGUUCUUAG
Messenger RNA from Lentinula edodes (shiitake mushroom), 1332 nucleotides. RefSeq names its product glycoside hydrolase. Gene Ontology annotation, molecular function: hydrolase activity, hydrolyzing O-glycosyl compounds. The transcript is spliced from 12 exons. The record is from RefSeq and is a predicted model, not a curated record. Gene Ontology annotation, biological process: carbohydrate metabolic process. NCBI's taxonomy places the organism in Eukaryota, Fungi, Basidiomycota, Agaricomycetes, Agaricales, Omphalotaceae. The coding region runs from base 1 to 1332 and encodes 443 amino acids.